Penicillium coprophilum is the source of this 981-nucleotide messenger RNA. Its product is annotated as putative protein kinase. The transcript is spliced from 2 exons. The record is from RefSeq and is a predicted model, not a curated record. Lineage: Eukaryota; Fungi; Ascomycota; Eurotiomycetes; Eurotiales; Aspergillaceae. Bases 1 to 981 code for a protein of 326 amino acids.
AUGUCAGCAAUGUUUCAAGAUGCAAGCGACAAUGGACAUACAAAGAAAGAGAAUGACGGGCCUCUUUCGGUAGACCACCUACCUUCCAUACUUAAUGCCGAAUCGCCACUGCCGUCUCUCCAGAUUCGCACCGAUCUGCCCAGUAUUCGUCCAUCCAGUUCGCGAGACUCCGACCCUUAUGCUUCGACCAGUUUAUCCGGAAGUUAUCCACGUCGGACCCCGAGUCUUCGUGCCCUUUUCGCACUAUCUAUACAAAGUGCGGGCUCCUUGUCCCCGGCAUCCUUCAUAUCCUCGCCGCAAUUGAAUGCAAUGGGUGACAUAACUCCAUUGCCAUCGCCAAUUGGAGGAGCUGUGCCGUGGCGUAGAGCUGAUGUGCCAUCGUUGUCUCGUUCUUCGUCGAUGGCGUCGCGCAACGGUUCUAGUAUUCGUCUGAGUGAUUCAUCGCAGAUGCUUGGGCCGCCCGUCAUGUCCCGUUCGCGCCCGAAACCAUACACUGGCAUCGAUGGACAGAGGGAGGAUCCAUCGGAGAAAAAUGGGCCUUGUCACGACUCACCUUCAAAGCAUUCUCAUUCACGGAACCGCAGUCUGAGUGACUAUGCGCCGCCCGGCCGGGUCUCUGUCCCUCCCCGUCCGAUUGCGGUGUCAGGGAGUAACGCGCUUGGUAUUGCCUCCUCGUCGAGCAUAGAUUCGAAGUCCAAUGGCCUUCAUCGCGAACAGCAUCUCGCUGUCCACCGAGGUAUCACAUUGCCGACUGUUCGUCCCCCCCAGCCCACCUCGCAGCAGUGGCAAUAUGCCGACGAAGACGAGGAAUGGGACCCCGAGAAAGGCAAAGGACUUGAGGGAGCUCGUGACUGCGUGGAAGGUCUUCUCAAGCGCAACACGAAGCGCAAGUCCCUUGAUGAGAUUGCUGCUAUGGAUUGGGUGCGUGACGCUAUCGAUGUUCCUGGUGGCCUGAAACGAGGCGACAAAGAAGUGCCAUAG